Tetrahymena thermophila SB210 is the source of this 3363-nucleotide messenger RNA. RefSeq names its product transmembrane protein, putative. The record is from RefSeq and is a predicted model, not a curated record. Gene Ontology annotation, biological process: reciprocal meiotic recombination. Gene Ontology annotation, molecular function: double-stranded DNA binding. The transcript has 11 exons. Lineage: Eukaryota; Ciliophora; Oligohymenophorea; Hymenostomatida; Tetrahymenidae. Gene Ontology annotation, cellular component: nucleus.
AUGAGCAAAAAAGCUAAAAUAAAAAAUUCAAUCACACAAAUAGAUGCCUUUGGGCAUAAUGUCUAACUUCUUUAUUAGAAAAAACAAAAGCAUUCAACUUUUUUCGGAGGACUAACGACUAUUUUAAAUGGCAUAUUGCUAAUGAUUGUUGCUUACUCUUAUGGCGCAGAGUUAAUUUAUAAACAAAAUCCUAUCACAAAUUUCUCUGAAGAAAGCAUAAGAUAACCAGAAUAAUAUAAUAUGACUCCUAGUGUCUUUAAUAUGGCUUUCGGUAUGCAAAAUCCAGAUACUUUUGAUUAAUUUAUAGAUGAAUCUAUUUACUCGAUUAGUGCAAUUAGAAAUCAAAUGAAUAAAGUGUAUAAUUAAACAACUAAUUAAUAUGAUCAAAUCUGGACUAGCACUGACCUAGGACCAUAUCCAUGUAAUUUGUCUAACUUUUAAGUCAAAGAUAGUCAUUCUUAUUUUCAGCAAUUAGCUGGUAUUGAUUAAAUGUAUUGCUUUAAUUAAGCAGAUAAUUAGGCCAGCAUUAGCGGUGAUUUUGAAGCUGACUUUUUUUAAUCAAUAGAGUUUUUCAUUUAUCAAUGCUAAAACAAAACAGAGGAAGAAGCUGCAGAUCUAAUAAAAAACGGUCAAAGGGUAGUUAUUUGCAAAAGCUAAGAUGAAAUAGAUAAAUUUCUAAUGAAUGGCUAUUUUGCUGCAUACUAUACUGACAAAUUAAUUAAUCCCAAAAUAACUGACCAGCCAUUUACUACCUUUCCGAGAGAUAUAUUUUGGCCAACUUCAAAUAAAAUUAUGAAAGAACUCACAAUGUAUUGGAGAAACGUUUAUAUUGAGAGCGAUUUGGGUAUUUUUACUAAAAACAAAUCUGUUUUAAGAGACGUUAUAUUUUCAUACUCAACAGAAUAGAUCACAUUCGGACAGAGUAAUUAAUUUAUACAUUUAGUAAUUCGAUUUGAAAAGGCUAAGCAGUCAAGAUACUUUAGACAGUAUAUCAAAAUAUAGGAUGUGCUAGCUUAAGUUUCUGGAGUUAUGAAUCUAUUUUUUAUAAUUUCAUCAUUAGUUUGUAAGAAAAUAAGUGAGCUAGAUUUAGUUCAAGGUUUGGUUAAUGAAAUUUUCUCCUUUUAGAGUAUAGAAAACGAAGUAGAAGAAAAAAAUAAAUUGGCGAAAUAAUGCUAAAAACAACAAAAGAAUGAUAAAAAAUAUUGUAAAGAGCAGUAAGAUUCUUCUUAGUAGAGGAAUUAAUUAAAUAAUUCCUAACUAAACAUUAAAAAUUAACCAUUAAUCACCUCUUUAGUUGAGACAAAUAAUUUAAACAAAUCUUAAAAAGAAAAUGUAGAGUUUAAUUCUUCCAUUAAAAGCAAACACAUUAGCGAAAUUUUUUCAAAUUUUAUCAAAAAAUUUAAACAUUAAGACUAAAUCGCUCCAAAUGAUAAUAAUGAAAAGGAUCAUUAAAUUGAAUAUGAUAACACAGAGAAUAAUAAAUUAAAUUCAAUUGAGAAGUUUAACAGGCUCUAUAUGGAUGAGAGAACUGAAAUAGAAAAGGUUGCUGAUGCUUACUAAGCGUUUAAUUAUUUAAAGAAACACGAAAAAAGAACUUAAACUGAUAUAAAAUUAUUAAAAAUGUUAGACCCUACAAUAUUAUCAUAUUUCUUAGACGAAAAGGAAAUCAAAAAUUACUUUAGCAACUUAAAUUAUUAGAUGAAGGCAAACGAAUAGGAAAAAUAGUCAACUAAAUCUAUUGAUUAUAAUUUUCAAGAUCUUAAAACAGUUGAUGGAAGAUAGUUAAGGUAGAUAACUGCUUGUAAAGAAGAUUACGAACAACUAAAUAAAAAUUAAAAUAACUAAGAAAGUUUUUAUUUAGAUUCAUAAAAUAUUUCUAGCUAUCAAAUAAAUUUGAUAUAAAAAUAAGAUAGUGAUCAAUUUUCAAAUAAUAAUUUAACCAAAUAAAUUGAAACAUCAACAUCACCUUUAUUUCAAAGUAAAGUUGUUAGUAAUAAAUUUGUUAAAUAAAAAUCAGUUUUUCAACUUAGUAAUGCUAGUAGUAUAAAGAACAAUUUGAUAGAAAAAGAAUAACCUAAAUAAAAAUAUAAAAAUACUCUUGGAGAUAACUAUAUUUUUGAAAAAUAGCCAAAUUUGAUUCAGUAGGAUGCUGAUACAUCUUUAGAAAAAACAAAUUCAUAAGAAUGUUUUUAUUCAUUUAGGAAAAAAUCUUGUACCUUGAUCAAAACAGAAUCAAUAGAGCCUUUUGAAAAAAAUAAAUAAACUUCAGCUAAACAAAACAAAGAUCUGUUUUAUUUAGAAGCUGAAACUAAUUCUGAUAAAAAUAUUCCAUAUGAACGCUAAUAAUCUCAAAAAUUAAAUUCUUUUAUUUUAACUAAUCAAUAAAAACGGUUUAAGUAGGAUUGUAUUGAAAAAAAGAAAGAAAUAGUUAUGUAGAAAUAAUCUUUUUCAAUCAAGGAUGUGACUUUCUUCUGCAACAAGCAAAAGCAAUAUAUAAAUAUGUCUAAUCCUUAAUAUUUAAAAGUAACAGAAGUGUAGUAUUAUUUUACAGAAAUGACAAAGCUCUUUCUAAGAAAAUAGGGGAUAACAGCUACCAAUUUAAUUGCAGAUUUCUCAAGUUAAUACAUCAAAGGAGAGCAUGUACUGCUUAAAUCUAACUCUCACAUUUAAGCAAUCCCAAUGAAUAAAAUAUGCUUCUUAGUUAAUUUAGGAAGAGUUUUUAACCUCACUGAAGAUAGAUUAGGCUACGAUUUUCUCUAAUUUUUAAGGCUUCUUUGUUCAGAUUUUCCAAAAUUAGUAGUGCUUAAAAGUUUAAAAAUGAUUAAGGGUGAUUGGCAUUCAGAUGAUGAUAGCAUUUUAUCUAUGCAAUAUAACGGACAGACAUUUAUUUAAAGCCUUUUUGUAAACUUUUUGUAUGAAGAUCUAUUGAAUUUCUUAGAAGACCAGACCCUUUAAGACUGUACAGUUGAGAAUGUAGGAAAUUAAAUACUUUAGCAUUAUGAAUAAUAAGAAUCUCAAACUGAUUCAAUUACUAGACCUCCAUUAAAUAUACUAUUUGAAGUUUUAGUUUAGAGUGCUGAUUGGCCAGAUAGAGAAUUUACUACUAAUUUAGUAUUUUUUUCAGAAAACCUUAUGAAAGAGCUAGUAAAAGGCAACAAAAAUAAACUGAGCAUAAAUGAAUUUAGAAAAAAACUAUUUGAAAACAAAUCUAUGUAAAAACUUGUUAAUGAAAAUAUAAAUUUUGUAGAGAAAUCAAAUGCUAAAGUAAAAGAAAUUAUAAGAAUAAUUUCAGAAAAACCUGAAGAUCUUUUCCCUCCUGAAGAACAAAUCGCUAAAAAAAAAUCUAAAAAAAAAAAAGAAUGA